This is a messenger RNA of Psammomys obesus (fat sand rat), 2795 nucleotides long. RefSeq names its product transient receptor potential cation channel subfamily C member 6 (gene Trpc6). The transcript has 13 exons. The coding region runs from base 172 to 2631 and encodes 819 amino acids. Gene Ontology annotation, biological process: regulation of cytosolic calcium ion concentration; calcium ion transmembrane transport; manganese ion transport. Gene Ontology annotation, molecular function: store-operated calcium channel activity; inositol 1,4,5 trisphosphate binding. The record is from RefSeq and is a predicted model, not a curated record. Gene Ontology annotation, cellular component: cation channel complex; membrane. Lineage: Eukaryota; Metazoa; Chordata; Mammalia; Rodentia; Muridae.
GGGCAGAAAAGCCACUGGCAUACCCCGGCCAGCCAGGCGUCUGCCUCUCUUCCCUCAUCUUCCUCUCCCGGGCAUCGCUCUGCUCUGGGCCAGUUCGGUAGGUGACGCGGCCCCUUCUUCCCAGGUCCCCAUCCACCGGAGCUGGGGUGCAGGCCUGCCGGGGGCUGUACCAUGAGCCAGAGCCCUGGCUUCGUGACCCGGAGGGGCGGCUCUCCGCUGGCUGCCCCUGGAGCCGGCGCGCGGCGCAACGAGAGCCAGGACUAUCUGCUGAUGGACGAGCUGGGAGACGACGGCUGCCCGCAGCUCCCGCUGCCGCCAUACGGCUACUACCCCAGCUUGCACCCAGGCAAGCCGGGGAUGCGAGCGCGCUUGGGACCGGGCUGCGUGCUGGUGGGCACGCGAGGGGUGCGCUCGCCCUCGGAGCGAGCCCGCGCAGUUCUCUUCCCACCACAGGGGGUAGGCUGGCAGGUCACCACAGGGGACCCUGUGCGGGGUCAGUUUUUACAGCCGCUGCCACCCCGUGGCACUGCUCAACAGGCACGAUCCGAAGUCGGAGCGGGGUCCAGUUUUCGCUCCGGUGUGAGUCAGCCCCUGUGGGGGAGCCAGCAGAACUCUCGGGGUCUUGGAAGGCACUUCGGAGCAGGGGCCCACCACAGUGCCCUCUCCAGCUCGGCCAUGGUCCGUCGUCUUGCGAAAAGAUUGCUUGGGGAGAGAAGGGACAACCUCCUUCUCACCCCGGAGCUGAGGUUAGGACGGGAAAACAGACCCAUUCAGGUUUUUAACGACUACCGGAAGCUGUCCAUGCAGUGCAAAGACUUCGUAGUUGGCCUCCUGGAUCUCUGCAGGAACACGGAGGAGGUGGAGGCCAUCCUCAACGGGGACGCAGAGACUCGGCAGCCCGGGGACCUCGGCCGUCCGAAUCUCAGCCGUUUAAAACUUGCCAUUAAAUAUGAAGUAAAAAAAUUUGUAGCCCACCCGAACUGCCAGCAACAGCUCCUCUCCAUUUGGUACGAGAACCUCUCCGGCUUACGGCAGCAGACCAUGGCAGUCAAGUUUCUCGUGGUCCUCGCGGUGGCCAUUGGACUGCCCUUCCUGGCUCUCAUAUACUGGUGUGCUCCGUGCAGCAAGAUGGGGAAGAUAUUGCGAGGACCAUUCAUGAAGUUUGUAGCGCAUGCAGCUUCCUUCACCAUUUUCCUGGGCCUGCUCGUCAUGAAUGCAGCUGACAGAUUUGAAGGCACCAAGCUCCUCCCUAACGAAACCAGCACAGAUAAUGCCAGACAGCUGUUCAGGAUGAAAACAUCCUGCUUCUCAUGGAUGGAAAUGCUCAUUAUAUCCUGGGUAAUAGGCAUGAUAUGGGCUGAAUGUAAAGAAAUCUGGACUCAAGGCCCCAAAGAGUACUUAUUUGAGUUGUGGAAUAUGCUCGAUUUUGGGAUGCUGGCAAUCUUUGCAGCAUCAUUCAUUGCAAGAUUUAUGGCCUUCUGGCAUGCAUCCAAAGCUCAGAGCAUCAUUGAUGCAAAUGACACUUUGAAGGACUUGACAAAAGUCACACUGGGAGACAACGUCAAAUACUACAAUCUGGCCAGGAUAAAGUGGGACCCUUCCGAUCCUCAAAUCAUCUCUGAAGGUCUUUAUGCAAUUGCUGUGGUCUUAAGUUUUUCCAGAAUAGCUUACAUUUUACCAGCAAAUGAAAGCUUUGGACCCCUGCAAAUUUCACUUGGAAGAACAGUAAAGGAUAUCUUCAAAUUCAUGGUCAUAUUCAUCAUGGUGUUUGUGGCCUUUAUGAUUGGAAUGUUCAACCUCUACUCCUACUACAUUGGUGCAAAACAGAAUGAAGCCUUCACAACAGUUGAGGAAAGUUUUAAGACAUUGUUCUGGGCUAUCUUUGGGCUUUCUGAAGUGAAGUCGGUGGUCAUCAACUACAAUCACAAAUUCAUUGAAAACAUUGGCUAUGUUCUGUAUGGAGUAUAUAAUGUCACGAUGGUCAUUGUUUUGCUAAAUAUGUUAAUUGCAAUGAUCAACAGUUCAUUCCAAGAAAUUGAGGACGAUGCUGAUGUGGAGUGGAAGUUUGCAAGGGCCAAACUGUGGUUCUCCUACUUUGAGGAAGGAAGAACGCUUCCUGUCCCCUUCAAUCUCGUGCCAAGUCCAAAGUCCCUGCUUUAUCUUCUACUGAAGUUUAAGAAAUGGAUGUCUGAGCUGGUCCACGGUCACAAGAAAGGCUUCCAAGAAGACUCAGAGAUGAACAAGAGAAACGAAGAAAAGAAAUUUGGAAUUUUGGGAAGUCAUGAAGACCUUUCAAACCUUUCACUUGACAAAAAUCAGUUGGCACACAAGAAACAAUCAAGUAUAAGGAGCUCGGAAGAUUUCCAUUUAAAUAGCUUCAGUAACCCCCCACGACAAUAUCAGAAAAUCAUGAAGAGACUCAUUAAAAGAUAUGUCUUGCAGGCCCAAAUAGAUAAGGAGAGUGAUGAAGUGAACGAAGGGGAACUGAAGGAAAUUAAGCAAGACAUCUCGAGUCUUCGUUACGAACUCCUGGAAGAAAAAUCGCAGAACACAGAAGACCUAGCGGAACUUAUCAGAAAACUCGGGGAGAGACUGUCUUUAGAACCGAAACAGGAGGAAAGCCAGAGAUAAUGCAGGACCCCUCAGAAAUGCAUAUUUAUUUCUGCACUUGAAGCCAUAUUAUUUUCUGAUUUAUUUUUUUAAGUGCCAAUGAUAAAAAAAAAAGUAUGUUAACUGAUAACUUGGAUCAUCUGGAGUCCAAAUAUCAACUUUUUUUGGUGAUUAAAUUGCAUUGU